AUGGAAAUUUCCCCCAGUAUCUCUGCUCCGGCCAUUUCCCCACUGCAUAUGUCCACGGACUCCUCUCUUGCCGCCGUCGCCUCUCCCUUUCUUCAAUCUCGCUUCCGCUCUCGCCAACAAAAGAAAAUGAGCAUCACGCAAACAUACUACCUCGCCCACACCGCCCGCAAGAAGCUUACCCGGGAGGCUUCGCGGGCGGAUCACGAUCUCCGCCUUUUGGUGGGCCAUGCCAACCUGCUCGACUCUUUGAUGAUAGACCUUGCUGAUGCCGAACGUGAGCAAGAACGGUGGUUCAACCAGACCGUCAACGGAGCGGCAAAGACCUCGACCCGCGAGAACAAGUCUCGCCAUAUCCAAUGGGCAUCAACCGUGGUUGAAGAGCCCGAAGAGGACGAGACGGAGGAUUGGGACCCGGAAGAUGCGUCCGACCUGGAUUCAGAUUUGAGUGACAGCGACGAGGAGGAUGACUCCGACUUUGAUGAGAAUGACUUUGUCAUCACCACUCCCGUUCGCCUGCGUUCUCCACCACCCGCCUCAAUCUCCUCUCAACAACACCUGGCCACUGCCACAGGGCCUGCCUUUCUGGAUGAUGAAGGCGAAGAGACUGAUUCGGACUUUGAAUACGACGAUGCGGAGGAUCUGAAUGAGCUCACUUUGACCCGAUCGCCAUCUCGUCAAUCACCUCCGGAGUUAUUGGCCGACGAUGAUUCCUCAGAAGAUGAGAGCAUGCCGCCCUCGCCGCUACAACCUACUCUGGAGUCCUUUGACGCCAAGGAGUCUACCGCUGAGGCGAUUGCCUUGACCGAUGACCACCGAUAUGAAUCAGGAUUCUACAAUCCACGAGAACAGAGCACCAUUGUCGAGGCCUACUGA
Penicillium diatomitis is the source of this 873-nucleotide messenger RNA. RefSeq lists its product as uncharacterized. Lineage: Eukaryota; Fungi; Ascomycota; Eurotiomycetes; Eurotiales; Aspergillaceae. The transcript has a single exon. The record is from RefSeq and is a predicted model, not a curated record. Bases 1 to 873 code for a protein of 290 amino acids.